ACCCUCUUCAUUUCUGCCAGUUUCGUGCCAUUUUCACAUUUCUAAGGCUACCUAACAUCCAUCAUCAGCAUGUGCCGUUCAGUUAUCGCAUCCCAUACAAGAACAAUUCACAUGCUUAUUCUUUUGUUUAUUUCCCCGUCCUUCACCGCGUCCUCUCUUCUUCCUUCCCUCUCUCCCCUUUUUGCUUCAUCCGGAUACCUCAUCAAGUUUCCUUAACUCUGUCCUUUUCCGGCAGCAGUCUCUCUUCCUUUAGUCAUUCACAUCCACGCAUUCAUGGAGGAAGCUAACGUGAUCGAAGCUAAGGAUGGAACUGUAUCGGUAGCCUCUGCAUUUCCUGGCCACCAGGAAGCUGUACAGGAUCGGGACCACACUUUUUUAAGAAAGGCAGUUGAAGAAGCAUAUAAAGGUGUGGAAUGUGGAGAUGGCGGCCCUUUUGGUGCUGUUAUAGUUUGCAAUGGUGAAGUAGUUGUUAGUUGUCACAACAUGGUCCUGAGGCACACAGACCCAACUGCCCAUGCGGAGGUGACUGCAAUAAGAGAGGCUUGUAAGAAGCUUAAGCGGGUAGAACUCUCAGAGUGUGAAAUAUAUGCUUCCUGCGAACCUUGCCCCAUGUGCUUUGGCGCCAUCCAUCUUUCACGAAUCAAGAGGCUAGUUUAUGGAGCGAAAGCCGAGGCAGCUAUUGCUAUUGGAUUUGACGAUUUCAUCGCCGACGCAUUACGGGGUACUGGAUUCUAUCAGAAAGCUCAGCUGGAGAUUAAAAGAGCCGAUGGGAACGAGGCCAUCAUCGCAGAAGAAGUUUUCGAGAAAACAAAGGAAAAAUUUAAGCUGUACUAAAUCUCACGCAUUCCUUCAACAACAACAACAACAUUAUUUUACUUCCACAGUAAAUGUCUGUCCACGGCCGUCUUCAUUUGAAUUAUUGAAAGUGAAAAUAACAUUUGACGUGUACAAGUUGUAUUAUGGUGCAAUAAGGAUUGUUUCGGCUGCUCUUGAGGUGCUAGUCCCCAAGCAUCACUUUGUCUUAA
Messenger RNA from Neltuma alba, 1025 nucleotides. Its product is annotated as guanosine deaminase. Bases 274 to 834 code for a protein of 186 amino acids. The record is from RefSeq and is a predicted model, not a curated record. Gene Ontology annotation, molecular function: zinc ion binding; guanosine deaminase activity. Lineage: Eukaryota; Viridiplantae; Streptophyta; Magnoliopsida; Fabales; Fabaceae. The transcript has 5 exons. Gene Ontology annotation, biological process: purine nucleoside catabolic process.